AUGGCCGCCACGCUCGCGACGCUCCCCGCGUCCUCCUCCGCGCUCGCCGCCCGCCGCGGCGGCGCGAGCGUGACGACGCGCCGCGCGAGCGCUCACCCCGCGCGCGCGACGCCCUCAUCACGAUCGCGAUCGGCGGCUCUCGUCGCGCGCGCGUCCGUCGUGCGCGUCGAGUUCACGCCCUCGGACGGCGGCGACGUCAUCGUGACGGACGUCACCAAGGCGAGCGUCCUGCGCGACGUCGCGCUCGGGGACAAAGUCCAGCUGUACGAGGGCAUGGCGAAGCUCCUGAACUGCGGUGGGAUGGGCAACUGCGGGACGUGCAAGGUGCGGGUGACGGAAGGGAUGGAGCUGCUCUCCCCGCGCACGGACGCGGAGAACGGGAAGCUGAAAGGUUUGGGCGAGGACUGGAGGUUAGCGUGCCAGUGCCUGGUCGGCGGCGACACCGCGCCGGAGGGGGCGGUGCUCAAGGUCGUGAACAAGCCGAAGAAGUAG
Molecule: messenger RNA, 492 nt
Organism: Micromonas pusilla CCMP1545
Lineage: Eukaryota; Viridiplantae; Chlorophyta; Mamiellophyceae; Mamiellales; Mamiellaceae
Exons: 1
Coding region: 1-492 (163 amino acids)
Biological process (GO): P450-containing electron transport chain
Cellular component (GO): mitochondrion
Molecular function (GO): 2 iron, 2 sulfur cluster binding
Source: RefSeq, a predicted model, not a curated record